CGAGCAAGGUCCGCAGCGGUCCGCGAAUUUGUGAAACACUAUUAUGUCUCGCAAGCGUCGACGUUCUCAGGCUGUUCCUGCUGAGGAGGAGCGCUACGAAGAGCGUGCGUCGGAUUCUGAUACUGCUGGAGAAGAACAUAACUCCGAAGAACGGAGGAAGGAACUCGAGAUUUGGGAUGCAUUCAAGGAGGAACAUCAUGAAAUACUCGAGCAACUUCCAUUGUCUCUUCACCGCCAGUACACACUCAUACGUGAACUAGAUGACCAAAGUAACACCUACCAUGCAGACUUAUUGGACAAUGUGCGAAAAUAUAUUGCGCUGCGUAUACAACUUACAUCGCGGCGGGGUAUGAUCUUCGAUGCAAAGCAGAGCAAGAUGACCAUACUAGCUACGUCAGAUCCAGAGGCCAUGCAGGAUUCGCCUCAGGCAGCAGGCUUGCCACCUCGAGACGAACAAGUCAACAUUGACUCGCCCGUUGAAGUACUGAAUGACACACAUAAUGCAAGACCUGUUGCUUCUAUCACACCAAGUCUGGAGUUAUCUAUCGAGCCACUCUCUUCAGGAAAAACAACUCGGAUAUUGCUGCAACAUAUCGCGCAGGUAUCAGAAGAGGCCCUCCGUGCAUCAGAGGAGAAGGUGAAUAUUGCACAAACUGCUUAUGAAACGGUUGACCGACAUAUCCGCCUUUUGGAUCAAGCUAUCAAGGAGCAAGAGGCAUCCAUCUCUCUUGGAAUUCGUCCAGGGACGCAUCUCGCGCCGAUACUUCUUCCUGAUCUUGUCGUACCGCGCUGGGUACGCCCGACCCGUAUGGAACGUAGCCCUACGCCCUCACUAUCCCCAGAGCUUUCCACCAUCCUUCUUCAAGAAUCUACAGAAGAGCCAUCUACAGAGUCUGUGAGACCCGGCAGGGGUAGAAAGGCGCGCAAGAAACCGGAGCCAGAAUCUGAGACUCCGCCACCACUUCCUGAGGAAGUUUUGAAAAUACCAGCCACUCGCACGACGAGGAGUGUGAAGCUGAAGAUUCCAGCUCAAGCUCAAGCAGAUCCGAACGAGCCGAGGUAUUGUUAUUGUAACCAGGUGUCAUACGAGACGAUGAUCGCUUGUGACAGCGAUACUUGCAAGUUGGAAUGGUUCCACUUGCCGUGUACUGGCCUUAGUGCAGUCCCCAGUUCAACGAAGAAAUGGUAUUGCCAAAAUUGCCUACUAAAGAUGACACAGAAAGGGAAAAAACGAUGA
Suillus discolor is the source of this 1237-nucleotide messenger RNA. RefSeq lists its product as uncharacterized. NCBI's taxonomy places the organism in Eukaryota, Fungi, Basidiomycota, Agaricomycetes, Boletales, Suillaceae. Bases 44 to 1237 code for a protein of 397 amino acids. The record is from RefSeq and is a predicted model, not a curated record. Gene Ontology annotation, biological process: regulation of DNA-templated transcription. Gene Ontology annotation, cellular component: nucleus. The transcript has 6 exons.